This is a messenger RNA of Zalophus californianus (California sea lion), 8902 nucleotides long. It is a transcript of the gene EFCAB13, whose product is annotated as EF-hand calcium binding domain 13. Lineage: Eukaryota; Metazoa; Chordata; Mammalia; Carnivora; Otariidae. The coding region runs from base 208 to 8808 and encodes 2866 amino acids. The transcript has 93 exons. Gene Ontology annotation, molecular function: calcium ion binding. The record is from RefSeq and is a predicted model, not a curated record.
CCCCGCGGCCCCGGAGCCCCUGCACCGCGGCGGCGGCGGUGGUAGAGGAAACAGCGGCAGUCCGGGUCCCGCACUCGACCAGCGCCCAGGGCUCGGUGGGCGGAGGGUCGGCCUCGGUCAGGAAGUCCUUUUGUGCUAUUGCUCAUUCGUACUGGUUCAUCAAGGCCAUUGAGUCCUCAAGGGCAGAAUUUACCACUAAACUGAAAAAUGGAAACUAAAGUACCUUUAUUCUGCCAGGCAGAAGAAAAUAUCAAUUUAUCACAUAAUGGCUGUAAUUCAUUUGCAGCCAACUUGCCGUCAAGACAUACUGACAACAAGAAAAAUGUCAAGUUUUCUAAAACAACGCAGAAGAGAAUGUCACAUGAAAUUAGGGGUUUGAGACUAGAACACAAAAAAAUGAAUGAAACAACAAUAUUCCUAUGUGGAGAAGAAAAAUCCUCUAAUUUUUCAGGAGAAAAAAAGCUCAAGAGAAAGAAAAGUUUACAAGGACAAUUGCAUACUAAAAGAACUGAGAUUGCCUCUUCCUCAGUGAAGCUGUCGAAGGAAAAGAUGACUAGGGAAGAAAACUCUUUAUUCAAGUUGCCGAAUCAGUACAGUGUUCAUAAGACUUUAUCACCCUUUUGUACAUCUUCCUCAAUUAUUCGGAAAAGGGAAAUGAUUUCUAGCCUCUACAAGACAUUAUAUAACGAAGUACCUCAAGGAGACUUACACUCACAAGAAUUAAGUGCACUUCAGAAGGCCUGUAAAAUUUUCAGCAAAAUUCAAAGUGGUAAGAUUUAUGUGAAUGAUCUGCCAAUGAUCCAUCAUACCUUGAAGAUUUUUAUAAGUGAUUCAGAAAUGCAAAAGGCACUAAAGACUAUUGAUAUUGAUGUUAAUGGAAUGCUGGACUUUUCAGAUUUCCUUAAGGCUGUGAACGAUGUUUGUUAUUUGGUCUCUCAGGAUCCAGCAUUCCAAAAUGCCUUGAAGAUUUUCUGUAGGAUAAAAGGUGGUCGAGUUGCAACUGAUGAACUGGCUACUGUUUUGGAUAGCAUGGAUAUCCCCGUAAUCCCUGAAACUUUUCAGGAAGUGAUAAAACAUGCUAGUAUAGACAGUAACCACAGGGUGGAUAUUAGAGAUAUUAUAUUUACUUUGGAUGAACUACAGCACCAGUAUGAGGAUUUUUCAAUUAUGGAAUGGUCAGCCUUGGAUGAAUCUCCUUCUCACAGAAAGUUAUCAAAAAUAUCAGAAUGCUAUCUACAAUAUAGGAAGAAAAGCACUUUAACUUCCAGGCUGUUUGAACCAUCGUUAUUCCCAAAGUUAAAUAGAAAAAACCUCCAACAUCAUAAAAUUAUGGAGGACAAUGAUCACCUUGAAUUUAAAAGAUCAAAAAAUCCUUUGCAAAUAAAAAAAUUCCUAAAUGGGGUUGAUAGCAGUAAUACAGGAUUCCAGGAACCAUAUUCAAAGGAUGGCAUAAACUUUAAGAAAUAUUCAGAGAAGAUUGAAAUUCAUGACUCAAAGUCUAUACCACAUAACUUGAAGAGUAUUACAAGCCUCAAAAAGUCUCUGGAUAAAAGUGAUACUUUUAGUAUCCCCAAACUUCAGAAGCCAACUCUGAGAAGGCAUUCCAGCCCCCUAAAACAGGUUUCAUUAAAGGAAAAAGCUACAACAAAUGCUCUGGAAAACAUCUGUGAAGCAAUCAGUAAGCUCCAAGAAAAUUACAUCGCUGCAGAAGAACUUAAGUCCAUUUUGCCUUCAAUAGGAAUUACUUUAUCAGACAAAGUGUUCAAGAAGAUUGUGACAGACACUACUCAAAAUGAAAGUGGAAUGGUGAACUUAGAUGACUUUAUGAAUGCUCUCGCCAUAGAGCAAAGUCUUCCUGAAUAUGAUGUGUUGACUGAUAUCAUUAAAGCCAUUGAUAAAAUUAAAGAUGAAAAUAUGGAUUAUGAGGAUCUGAAUACUUGUCUUCAGGAUUUUGGAGUUUACCUUUCUAAGCCAGAAUUUGAGAAGAUCACAGAGUUGACUGAAGCUAAUGAAACAAAAAAGGCGAAUUUUAAAGAAUUCAUUGAUAUAAUGAUGAACAAUACGGAACGCUUCUCUGAAAAAUUAUCAUUGCCUGAGACUAUUGAAAACCUCCACAAUCUCAGCAAAGAAAAGAUGAAUGCUUCUCACCUAUGGAACACUCUGUCCAGGAAGAAUAAUAACUUGAAAAAAAAAGAAUUCCUAGGUGCACUGAAAUUAGCAAUAAUUGAUGAAGAUGAUGAAGUACAAAUAGAAGAAUUUGGAAAAGUGGUAAAGGAUAUGCGUAAUGCCUCCAGGUUAAAAGAGUUACAGGACAUUGUCUUAGCUCUUGAUGUGCUUGAAGGUGAUAUGAUACCUGGGAAGAACUUGGAGAGCUUUCUAAGAAAUAUUGGGAUUAAGUCACCUGAAGAAGAGGUAGAGAAAAUUCUUCAAUCAGAUUUUGUUUCUGAUGACAACAUCGUGAAUGUUAAAGACUGUAUGAAGGCUUUGAAGGACAACCAGAAAUUUUCCAAUUUUCUUGCAUUGAAUGACAUCAUCAAUUCAUUGGACUCUAUGGAAGAAAGUGAUCAAUCUGAUAAGGACAAAUAUGCAGGUGUACUUGGAAAUGCCAAUAGAAUUUAUUUCACUGAUGAUAGUCUUCAAGAAAUACUGGAUGAUUCCUUUGGUGAGGAUUUUAGGAAAGAAGCUUUGUCUUCAAAUCUGAGACUACCAAAAGCAGAUGAGAUUAAAGAAGCUGCUCGUAUCUUGUCAAGUGUUGAUAAUGGCAAGAUUGGUAUACCUAACUUGGAACGUGCCCUGGAAAGUUUGAAUGUUAAUUUGACUGAGGAGGACAUCAGUGAAGCCCUUAAAUGUUGUGACAUCAGUGAUAAUAAGGAGGUGAAUUUAAAAGAUUUCUUUGAAAGAAUUAAAGAAAGUCCACACUUCAAAGAGUCCAUAGCUACACAGCUACUCUUAGCUACUACCCAAAUUCUCCAGAAUGAUCUAAUUGAUGCCUCUGAACUCAAAGCAUUAUUGAUGAACAAUGACUUUUAUGCAGCUAAUGUUUUACUUAAUGAAGUAUUAAGACAUGAACCUGAACCUGAAAAUGGCAAGAUUACCAUUCAAGAAUUUUUAACUAAGUUCUGCAAUACAUUGAGAAUUCCUAAAGUCACAGGAGAUAAAAGUCAAUUUUACAACAUCAACAUUCACAAAAAUGAAAUUACAGCCAUUCCUGACCUUCAGCAAAAUUUAAAUGUCAUCGGAAUCUAUCUAACAGAUGAUAAAAUAAAGGAGGCUUUGGAUAAUACUAAUCCUAUUGAUGAAGUGGUGAAUUUUAAGGAUUUUAUCACAGCAUUGAACAAUAGUGAUGAAUCUAUCGAGUGCCAAAAAAUAGAAGAUGCAUCUAACAUUGUUAAUAGUGUCUUUGAUGGGAAAGUUGAAGUUAAAGACCUUUUAUCUGCCUUGGAGAGUCUGGAGAAACUUUUAAGUAAAGAAAAACCUGAGGCGUUACUGAACUGUGCAACAGACGAAAAUAAAAAGACUGUAAAAGAUAUAAUUGAUGUUUUCACUAAUUCAUCAAAACCAUCAACACCAUUCAACAAUUUAUUUAAAGAGAUUACAACUCUUGAUAAGAUCAGAAAUGAUAAGAUGCCUGCAAAUGAACUGAGCUUCCAACUCUUGAGUGCAGGAAUUCCACUAAGCAACAAGACAUUCCAGGAGAUUCUGGGUCAAGCAUCUAUUGAUGAAAACAGUGAAGUAAGUCUGAAACAAAUUUUGGAGGCUUUGAACACAAAUAAGCCAGCUCCUGAAUUUGAAGAUUUAUCUACUGCCCUCCAGACUGUCAACUUGAUGGACUGCAACAAAAUUCAAAUUAACAACUUGCAAGAUGCUUUUGAUGACCUCAAUGUUUCUGUAAAGCCUGAAGAAUACCAGAUGUUAGAGAAAACGCUUGAUGUUGAUGAAAGGGGAGAUGUUUCCCUAAAGACUGCCCUUUUAGCAUUGAAGAGCAAUAAGCGUUUGCAAGAUUUUAGAGAGGUUAAUGAACUUGCAAAUGCCUUAAACAAAGUCACCAGUGAAAAAGUUGAUGUUGAUGAAGUGAAAUCUAUACUGAAAGGCCUGGGGAUUUAUUUCCCAGAGGAAGAAUUACAGGAGGUGCUUACAUCCAUUCCUCUUGAUAACGAGGGGAAAGUGGACUUAAAAGAUUGUCUGACUCAGUUAAUGAAAAUGCCAUAUUUUACAAAAGUUUCAAAAAAAGAAGGCCCCCUGAAAGCUCUGGCUGCCAUUAGGAAAAAUGUGGUCAGUCCUGAUGACCUAGGCUCCAUUAUGAAAUAUAUAGACAUUCCAUUACCUGAAGAUGUGCUUCAAAGAUCACUGCAGAAUGUGACUCUCACAGAGGAUGGGAAAGUGAAUUUAGAAGAGUUUGUGGGCAAUUUAAUCAAUUCAGGAUUUUCACCUCUACCUGAAAGAAGUAGGGUUGAUGAUAGCAACCUAGGCACUUUUCCAGGAAACAUGAGGAUGGAUAUGUCAGCUGAUAAAAAAGUGAACAAGAAGAAUGGGAUAAGAGAUAGGCGGUCAUCUACUGCUAAAGGGAAGACUGAUCUGAAAACACUGAUGGAUACAGUGCAAGAUAUUACAGGAGGAGAAGUUGACUUCAGUGAGCUGGAUAAUGUCCUGCAAAAAAUGGGGAUAGAGCCCUCACAUAAAGAACACUUGGAGCUAAAUAAGUCACUUCCAGUUAAUGCUAGUAUAAAUGUAUAUAAAAAUAGGUUGCUGACUUGUCCAAAAGAUAUAAUAGGGUUGCAGGUUGAUGACCAUGACCUUGACUCUAUUCUUGAAAACAUGGCAAUCAAACUUACAGCUGAGGAACUUAAUGAUCUUACUCCAACUCUACCAGUUGAUGCUAAUGGGAAGUUUGGUGUCAGUAUCUUAACAGAUGGAAUGGAUGGAGUAAAAGCUAUUAGAGGAAAGGUUGAUGUCAAUGACUUGAAAAAAGUUCCAGGAAACGUGGGGAGAGAACUCAAAGAUAAGAAACAUGGGGAGUUGGUGAACAAUCUGCCAAUCAAUGGAGGGAAGGUUAAUGCGAGUAAUUUGGAGAGCAUUCUGGGGGAAAUGAGGAUUAAGCUUCCAGAAAAGGAACAGGAAAAACUGACAGAAAACCUGCUACUUAAUGGAGAGAUUAUUGAUGUCAAUAAAGCAGAUGCUCCUUUGCAAAAUAUGGGGAUGAGCCUUUCAGAAAAGGAAAUUAAUGAUCUGAAACAUGAUCUACCAGUUGAUGUUCAUGGGAAGGUUGAAAUGAAAAAGCAUAUGGAUGGAAUAAAACUUUUUACAGGGCAGACUUGUUCCCAGAGCAGAAUGUUGGAUAAUGUGAAAUCCAUUAAAGGAGGAAAGGUUAAGGUGAAUAACCUGGACACUGUCCUGGAAAACCUGGGAAUCAAGCUCACACAAAAGGAACUUGAAGGUGUAACAGAAAAUCUGCCACUUACUGCUAAUGGGAAGGUUGAGCUCAGCACAUUGAUGGAUGCAGUGACUGAUGUUACAGGAGGAGAGGUUAAUGUCAGCGAUAUUGAAAGUAUUCUGGAAAAAACUGGGAUAGAGCUCACAGAGGAGGAGUGCUUGGAACUAAAGAAGUAUCUGCCAGUUGAUGCUUUUGGAAAGGUGUACCAAAAUAGGUUGAAGGAUGGUGUGAAAACCCUUAAAGCUGCUGGAAAGGUGUAUCAGAACAGAUUGCUGGAUGGUGUGAAGUCUAUAAAAGGAGGAAUGGUUAAAAUCAAUAACUUAGACAAUGUUCUGGAAAACCUGGGAAUUGAACUCACAGAAAAGGAACGUGAAGGUCUGACAGAAUAUUUGCCACCUGAUGCUAAUGGGAAGAUUGGUCUCAAAAACUUGAUGGAAGCAGUGGAAACUGUUACAGGAGGAGAGGUUGAUGUCAGUGAUGUGGGAAAUGUCCUGGAAAACAUAGGAGUAACUGUCACAGAUAAGGAAUGUGGAGAACUGGUAAAAAAUCUGCCAGUUAAUGCUAAUGGGAAAGUCUACAAGAGUAGGUUGCUGGAUGGUUUGAAGUCUCUUAAUGGAGGGAUUGUUAAUGUCAAUAAACUUGGUUCAGUUUUGAAAACCAUGGGAUGGAAACUCACAGAAGACGAAAUUAAGGAUCUCAAAUGCAACCUGCCCACUGAUGUAUAUGGAAGAGUUGCAAUGAAAAAGUUGUUUGAUGGAUUAAAAGCUUCUGCAGGAAAAAAGAUGAAUGCGCAACAUGUACCAGAUUUUGUGAGCAAUUUGGGUGUUGAGCUAACAGAUAAAGAACAAAAGAGGCUGCUGAAGAAGCUUCCAGUUGGUGGAGGGAAGGUUAAAAGAAGUCAAGUCAAUACUGUUCUAGAAAACAUGGGAAUCGAGCUCACAGGAAAGGAGCUUCAGAGUCUAACAGAUAACCUAUCAGUUGAUGAUGAUGGAAAGUUGUAUCAAAAUAGGAUAUUAGACGCUAUGAAGUCUUUAAAAAGAGGAAGAGUUGGUAUAAAAAACCUGAUACCUCUUCUGGAAAAAAUGGGUAUCAAGCUCACUGAAAAAGAACUUGCACAACUGAAAGAAAAUCUACCUGUUGAUGCUAGUGGAAAAGUUGAUCUGAGUAAAGUGAUGGAUGGAGUGAAAGCUGUUACAGGAGAAAAGGCUGAUCUCAAUGAUGUGAAAACUGUUCUGGAAAACAUGGGGAUAGAGCUCAAAGAUAAAGAAUGCUUGGACCUGAUGAAACAUCUUCUUUCUAAGGAUGAUGACAAGAUCUUUCAAAACAGGUUGCUAGAAGUUGUGAAGUCUCUAAAAGAUGGGAAAGUCAAUGUCAACGACUUGGAUGCUAUACUGGAUAAUAUGGGAAUCAAGAUCUCAGAUAAGGAACUUAAGGUUCUGACUAAAAAUCUCCCUGCUGAUGGUGAGAAGAUUGAUUCUAGUGACUUGAAAAAUUUCCUGGGAAGCCUGGGGAUUAAGCUCACAGAUAAGGAAAAAGAGAAGCUGCUGAAAACACUGCCAGUUGAUGCUGCUGGAAAGGUAUAUCAAAAUGGGUUGCUGAAGGCUGUGAAAUCUCUCAAAGGGGGGAAGGUUCGUGCAAAUGACCUGGAAAACACUCUAAAAAAACUGGGAAUUGAGCUCACAGAAGAGGAACUUACAAAGCUGUCAGAAAACCUACAAAUUGAUGCUAAUGGGAUGGCUGGUCUGAAAGAGGUGAUGGAUGGAGUAAAAGCUACUACAGGAGGAGAGGUUGAUGCCAAAGACGUGAAAACUAUUCUGAAAAACAUGGGAAUAGAGUUCACAGAUAAGGAACGUUUGAAGCUGAUGAAAAAUCUGCCUUUCAAUGAUGAUAACAAGGUCUUUAAGAACAGAUUGCUAGAAGGUGUGAAGUCUCUUAAAGGCGGGAAGGUCAAUAUCGACAACCUGGACACCAUUCUGAACAACCUGGGGAUCAAGCUUGCAGAUACUGAACUUAAAGAUCUGGCUGAAAACAUGCAUGUUGGUGUUGAUGAGAAAAUUCCUCUAGAAACACUGAUGGAAAACAUCACAGAUUUUACAGGUGAGAAGAUUGAGUCAAGUGAUCUAAAAAAUGUUCUGAGAAAUCUCGGAAUUGAGCUUGCAGAUAAGGAACUAGAGAAGAUGCUGAAAAUACUGCCAGUUGAUGCUAAUGGAAAGUUAUAUCGUAAUAGAUUACUGAAGGCUAUGAAGUCUCUCAAUGAUGGGAAGAUGAAAAAGAAUAAACUGCAUACUAAUUUGGAAAAUAUGGGAUUGAGACUCACAGAAGAGGAAUUUGCUGAAUUGUCAGGACAACUACAAGUUGAUGCGAAUGGGAAUGUUGAUCUGCCUAACUUGAUGGAAGCAGUGAAAGCUAUUACAGGGAAGGUUGACAUCAAGAACCUGGAAACUGUUCUAGGCAACAUGGGAAUCAAGCUCACUGACAAGGAACUUGAAGAUCUGAAACAAAACCUGCCUGUCAGUGUUGGUAAUAAAGUUGCUCUGAAAACUUUGAAGGAUGAAGUGAAAGCUUUUACAGGAGAAAAGAUUGAUUCCAGUGACCUACAAAAUAUUCUGAAAGACAUGGGGAUUGAGCUUACAGAUAUGGAGCACAAGCAUCUGCUGAAAACACUGCCCAUUGAUGCUCAUGAAAAGGUGUUUCAAAACAGGUUGCUGAAGGAUGUGAGAUAUAAUAAAAGAGGGAAGGUUGAUGUAAAUAACCUGGAUCCUGUUUUAGAAGCCAUGGAGGUCAAGCUUACAGAACAGGAACUCAGUCUGAUAAAGGAUCUUCUGAGUGGCUAUAAGAAAGUUGAUCUGAAAAACCUGAUGGAUAAGGUAGAAGCUGUUACAGGAGAGGAAGUUGAUAUCAACGACAUAGGAACAGUUCUAAGAAACAUGGGAAUAGAACUCACAGAUAAAGAACUCUCACAACUGGUGAAAAAUCUGCCAAUUGAUAAUGGAAAGGUCUACCAGAGAAGGUUGCUGGAUGGUAUAAAGUUUCUUAAAGGAGGGAAGAUUGACUCCAGUAAAGUGGAUGCAGUUUUGGGAAACAUGGGCAUGGACCUCACUGAAAAGGAGCUUAAAGACAUAACACAAAACCUGCCAGUUGAUGUUAAAGGUAAAGUUGAUCUAGAAAAGCUGAUGAAUGAAGUAAAAUCUUUUUCGGGAGGCAAAGUUGAUGCUAAUAAACUUGAAAGUAUUUUGGAAAACUUGGGGAUUGAGCUCACACCUAAUGAACGUUUGAAUUUAGUGAAGACACUGCCACUUAAUGCUGAUGGAAAAGUGUAUCAAAAAAGGUUGAUGAAGGGCAUAAAGUCUCUCAAACAUCUGCAAUUUACCAAGUAAACCAAGUAGUUUCCUGUACUAAAAUUUGGCAGAAAGUGUUAAACUUUCUUGGAUUUUCCUAACUCAGCCCCAAAGAAACAAAAUAAAAACACAA